CGCCCACUCAAAAAAAAACCCUAAAAAUAUAAUAAAAACAAAAAGAGAUUUGGGAGAAGAAUGAGAGCCUAAAAUAACAGUAAUAAUAAUAAAAGCACAAAACAAGCCCUCUCCUCCCAUCUUUCCUUCAUCUUCUCUCUCUCUCUCUCUCUCUCUCUCUCUCUCUCUCUCUCUUGUUUCUCUGGUAUUCAGUAUUCACCUCUCAGUAGUGUGUUUGUGAUUCUCCGCCAUAUAUUUCCAAAAAAACCCACCACCCUUUUUAAAAGAAAUAAAGAUCAAUCUUAAAAACAUGGUUUUCUCAUCUGUUCCAGUCUACUUGGAUCAUCCCAAUUGGCACCACCAGUUACAGCAACAAAAUUACCAUCAUCAACAAGGAGGUGUCACUGAAAAUUCUCAACUUCAGCCCCCACCCCCAUCCCCACCACCUCAACUGAGUGGUGGUAUUGGCGGCAGCGAUGGUGGCUCAGUCAGACCAGGUUCCAUGGUCGAUCGAGCUCGGAUAGCAAAGAUACCGCUUCCAGAGGCAGGUCUAAACUGCCCGCGAUGCGAUUCCACUAAUACUAAAUUUUGCUACUUUAACAAUUACAGCCUCUCUCAGCCGCGACACUUCUGCAAGACGUGUCGCCGGUACUGGACAAGAGGCGGUGCCCUAAGGAGUGUUCCGGUGGGUGGUGGCUGCCGGAGAAGCAAGAAAAUCAAGAACAACAGUAGCUCAAAAUCUCAGGUCACAUCUGAGAACCGAACAAGGCCUAAUUCUAAGUCAACAAGUGCCAGUCCCUCUAGCUGCAGCACAGAUAAUAAUAUAUCUGGUGGUUCUGGUCAUUUUCCUCCACCACCACAAUUUCCAUUCAUGGCAGCUCUACAAAACCUAGCUCAGUACGGUGGUGGUGGUGGAGGGAACAAUAUUGGGUCAAAUAUCGCUGAAUUUCAGGCGCAGAUGGCGGCAGCAGGUGGUGGUGGAGGGGUGGAGCAGUGGAGGUUGCCUUUCUUGGGUGGUCUUGAGACACCCACAAAUUUGUUGUACCCGUCCUACCAAAGUCAAGGAUUUGAAGCACAAUCUUCUGGUAUUAGUACUCAGAUUGGUUCAGUGAAAAUGGAAGAGAAUAUGAACAACCAAGGGCUUAAUUUUCCAAGGCAGUUUAUGGGUAUGACAGAAAAUUACCAGUACUGUGGUGGGAUUGGGAAUACAUGGAAUGAGUUUGCUGGUGUAAACUCAUCUUCCACCAGUCAUCUCUUAUAAGUAUAAGAUUGUCCUUCAUGAUUCAAUAUUGUUGAAAGAUGGCUCUGAUUUUGAAGCUUCCUUUUUUGUGCCUAGCUAGAAAGCUUCAAUCAACAACUACUCACUGACACAAGUUUUGCAAGGGCUGAAGCAACUUGACCCUCAAGCAUCAAUCAACACUGGAAAAAAGACGCGAUGAAAUUGUGGCCGGGGCUUAAUUGAGGAACUGGUAGUGUUUGUGUUUUACUUACCUAUAUGUGGUUUUGUUUAUGUUGUUUAUGUUUUUAGAAGGGCUUGUGUUUUGUGGGUUUGUUUAGGUAAGUGUGUGUGAAGAAGAAGUGUGAUUUUGUUGUAUUUUCAUGGAAAACAUUUUCUUGCAAACUUCUUUCCUUGCUUACCUCUUUAGGCAUUGUCAUUAUAGUUUAAUUGUUUUCAUUCAGAGACAGAUCACUCCAAAGAGUCCAUUUUUUCAACUGAGAAAGGAAAGUGAUGUGAAUUGUUAUGUAUUGUGCUAUGCAAACACAAAUUUCAUUCAAAA
Messenger RNA from Camellia sinensis, 1757 nucleotides. RefSeq names its product dof zinc finger protein DOF3.6. Gene Ontology annotation, molecular function: DNA-binding transcription factor activity; DNA binding. The record is from RefSeq and is a predicted model, not a curated record. Gene Ontology annotation, biological process: regulation of DNA-templated transcription. Lineage: Eukaryota; Viridiplantae; Streptophyta; Magnoliopsida; Ericales; Theaceae.